CGCGGUAUUAGAGAUUUGGAGAUCAGCUGCAAUGCUGGUGGUUUGAUCCACAGCUAUACGUUUACUUUACACGUGAUCUUAAUUUAAUUAUCCAAAAUCGAUUCCUGCCAACACUAAUAAAGCUGUCGUAUGUUUGUUAGUGCACAUGUUAUGGAUCUUGGUUGUCGAGAUGCCUGUAGAAACUCGGGAGACACAGUUGAGCAAGAAAACCUGCAUCACAAAUACAGUAAAAGGCCCGAAACAAACAAACUGGUAGUCAGUCGCACUGUUUUUGGAAAUCUCACGAAUAGAUUACGGGAUGAGUCCGGGUACCAGGCAAGCUCGAAAUUAAAAUCUUCUGUGCUUCAUCACGGUAAAGUCAGCCAGCUUAUCAACAGAGAAACAGAUUGUUCAUUGGUAAUUUCAGCCAAGUCACAACCGUUGCGUCAAAACGAUUUGAACUCAACAUCGAGUAUUGAUAGUGGUUAUAUUAGCGUACACACUGAAUCAAUUCUUGAACAAACCAAACUUACAGCUAACUCACUAACUCAGUCAUCCCCAUGUCUAAAGCCGUUGGAUUUAAAGCAGUCACCGGUAUCCAAACGCCCUCGUUGUGAUGGAUCUGAAAUAACACAAACAGAAACAUUGGUUGUAGAUGUUGAGGAUUCAGAAGUUGACAGACGACCGUUCAAAUCCAAGCUGGCAUGUGAUAUUGUUCGGGCUGCAUUUGCUGAUCGUGUUCAGUUGGAAGAACUUUUAGCCGAAUGUAGAAGAGCUGACUUCGCCAUAUCUGCACUAGACCGCUCCCCGGUCGAUCGUAUGAUGGAAGCUACGGAUUACAUUGUUGGCAUAAUGGCUUAUGAACAGACAAGAGAAACUAAAGAUUGUUUCCAAGUGAACGAUUUUCUGAGUACUGGUAAACAGCCUAAUCUCAAUGCUGAUAUGUUGACGACACUGGCCGACUGGUUGGUAGAAGUCCAAGAAAAUUUCGCAUUAAAUCAUGAAACAAUACAUUUAGCUUGGGGUCUUUUGUAUGCAUAUUUGGAUCGUGGACAACCACUUGCUCGACGUGAAAUUCAGCUUAUGGCAUGUGCUGCAGUUAUGGUUGCAUGUAAACAUGAAGAACGUCAAAUGCCUCAACUGAAUGAAUUUUUGUACAUAACAGACAAUGCAUACACAAAGGAGGAGUUCAUUGAAGCUGAACGUCGCUUACUAACAGCGAUCGAUUUCGCUGUACAUCGUCCAAACCCCUAUGUUUUCUUGCGUCGUUAUGCUCGGGUUUUAGAUGCUCAUAGUGGGACUGUUCAAUUCACAUCACGAUUUCUUCUGGAGGCGGGUAUGCAUAGCCAUACUAUUAGCUUAAAGCGUGAAUCACGUAAAGCUGCAGCUGUAUUAUGGCUUGCUCGAGUCGUUCUUCGUAAUCCGUCCUAUGCAGACUGGACACGUAGAUCCGAUGUGCAUCAAUUGAGGCAGUUGAUACAAAACAAUCCUCAUGCUCAAGCUUACUAUGCAUACUGUCGAAGUCAGAAUUCUAAAAUAAGUAACCCUAAAAAUAAUCCUCGAUCAAAGUUAGAACAAAUCGCUGAUUCGAAUUCAGAUUCAUCGAAAUCGCCGUACGAUCUGUCUGCUUCCAGCUCGUGCGACUUUGAUUGUUUCCAGUCCAAACCUACUGAAAAGCCUCCUGUCAGUUUAUUCAAAACCUAUGAUGCUUUUAGCGAAUCACUAAGUUUGGAGAAAUGUGUCAAAUUCUCAGCACUUACGCACUCACCUGAUUCAACACCCAGUAAUAUGAGUCACCCUGUUUCGUCAAGUGUUGUAGAAUCAUUUUCUGAAAGUCAUUGGUUGGAUAGAUUUGACUCUUCUAUCAAACCUGACCUCGAAGCAAUGCAGUUAGAAGAAGAACAACGACAACCUUUGUGGCCUCCUAUUCUGGAGCAUAUAACCGGUUACAAGGAAGCAGACCUUAUCCCUUUGGCUUUACGUUAUCAUGCGAUAGCGCUAAGACUAAUAGCUGAAGUCGCCCGUGGAGGACGUUUGGCUAUGGCCGCUGCCGAUGUCCCUACUAAUCUAAGUGUUAAACAGCCGAAUGACGGAAGUGGGCAUGCUGAUGAAUUUGAUGUGGAAGAUGCUUCAAGUCCACAAAGUUCACGUUGUGUAUCACCAGGUGGUCAUUAUUUGCGUCGUCAAUCUGUCAGCAAAUACUGUUCUAGUGCAUUUUGAGUGUUGCUGAUGCCUAUCCUCAGUUGGCAUUCGACAAUUUCGUUCCCUAUUUCCCAUCUAUCCAAUGUUCAGAAACAUGUCAGUGUUUUGUUUGUGUCAAUCUCAUUCGUCAACCUAAUUGACAACAGCACUUACAUAACACGGAAAAAAAAAUGUAGUCGAUGUUUUUUCUUCUAAAUGCAUAUUUCAUGGAUGUAGAUGCGUCUUUCGUAUGUUUAUAUAUCCUAUUUAUCUGUUUUUAUCGUUUAGCGGAAUUAUUUCUCUUCACUAUAGACUAUUUGUGGAUUACUAGUGAUUUUUUUUAUCAACUAAUUUUUUCAUACUGAAAUAGGUAUAUGCUCUCUUCAUUUCUUAUCUCCUUUUAAUAAUUUCAACUAAUAUGAUGAAAUAAUACUAACUAAUAAUGAGUACUAUUACAUGCAUACAGUCAAACGCAUAUUUAUUUUAUCGUGAACUACCUAAAACAUUGGAAUCAAGAUAAAUCAGUGGGUUGAACAACAGCAGUUGUAAUAGCAGGUUAUACAGGAUUGAUAUGUUUUCACAAUCAGAAAUCUUGUAUAACCUGCAAGUACAAUUUCUAUUGUUCAACCCACCAAUUUAUCUUGAUUCCAAUGCUUUAGGUAGUUCACGAUAAAAUAAAUAUGCGUUUGACUGUAUGCAUAUAAUAGUAUUUAUUAUUAGUUAGUAUUAUUUUAUCAUAUUAAUUGAACUUAUUCAUUUUAUCCUAACUAAAUUGUGUCUAUUUAAUGAUUGUAUAAAUAUAUGUGAAAAAUGUUUCUUUUACUUGGUGUUGUUGUUCUCCUUCUGUAGUUGAUUUUUUGAUUCUAAAAAGCUG
Heterobilharzia americana is the source of this 3034-nucleotide messenger RNA. Lineage: Eukaryota; Metazoa; Platyhelminthes; Trematoda; Strigeidida; Schistosomatidae. The record is from the annotation of a GenBank genome assembly.